GGCAAAUGCCGGAAGAGCCGGCAAUAAGUACAUCAAAACUCCGGGAGAUCCACACUAUUUAUCUCCGCAUUAAAUCCGGCUAUAAUGAUCUGCCGGUAUAUUAUUCUCCCACCGCGACAUCAUUAGCAGUCAAACACCUUGUUCUUAGUACUAAUAAAGACGAAAAUGCCCUCCAUCAAAAACUCCACAGUCGUCAUUUUCGGCGGCAGCUCCGGCAUCGGCUACGGCGUCGCCGACAAGUGUCUCUCCGAAGGCGCCAUCGUGCACAUCUCCUCCUCCAACGCCUCCCGCAUCACUCAGGCCGUCUCCUCUCUGAAGGAAAAGUACCCCGAGGGGCAAGUAAUCGGUCACACUUGCGAUCUCUCCCUCCCGGACGUCGAGCAACGCCUCGUCAAACUCUUCGAGGAAACCGGGUCCUGUGACCACAUCGUCUACACCGCCGGGGACGCACUAGCCGUCAGACCGCUCAAGGACCUCGAUCUCCAGUUCAUCCAGAAAGCUGGACACAUCCGCUUCGAUGUCCCGCUGCUCGUUGCAAAACUUGCCCUGCGGCCGGAUUGGGCUGUUGUUGCGGGGUAUGCGGCUGGGCUACACGGGAUGGUGCCCGGUUUGGCGUUGGAUAUGAAGCCCCUGCGGGUGAAUUUCGUUAGUCCUGGUCCGGUGAAGACGGGGCUGUUUCCGGAUGAGGUGGCGGAGAUGUUGGCGAAGAAGACGACGCUGGGGAAGGUGGGAACUGUGGAGGAGGUGGCGGAGGCGUAUGUUUAUUUGAUGAAGGAUACCAAUGCGACGGGGAGCUGUGUGAGCACGAAUUCGGGGUCUUUGCUGAUGUGAUUAUUCUGGUAUUAUGUAGGGCGUAUGCUUGAGGUAGAGGGUAUUGCAACAGGUAUUCGUGCAUUUGUUGGUAAAUUCAACGAGACGGGGUUUUCCAGUUUAGUACCAAGGUGUAUCAGCA
Messenger RNA from Aspergillus novofumigatus IBT 16806, 952 nucleotides. Its product is annotated as oxidoreductase, short chain dehydrogenase/reductase family. The coding region runs from base 166 to 831 and encodes 221 amino acids. Gene Ontology annotation, molecular function: oxidoreductase activity. The record is from RefSeq and is a predicted model, not a curated record. The transcript has 2 exons. NCBI's taxonomy places the organism in Eukaryota, Fungi, Ascomycota, Eurotiomycetes, Eurotiales, Aspergillaceae.